Molecule: messenger RNA, 1244 nt
Organism: Salarias fasciatus (jewelled blenny)
Lineage: Eukaryota; Metazoa; Chordata; Actinopteri; Blenniiformes; Blenniidae
Product: claudin-10-like
Exons: 5
Coding region: 117-1103 (328 amino acids)
Cellular component (GO): bicellular tight junction; membrane
Molecular function (GO): structural molecule activity
Source: RefSeq, a predicted model, not a curated record
CCUCCACACGUCUAUCUUCUACCCAUCGCUCACUCGUUCUCUCCCUCCGCUGAGAAGAGCCACCGGAGGUUUAGUUCUGGAUUAUUUUCUUAUUCUUUAACUUCCACUUCCCGGGGAUGAAGAUCCGAGUGAUCCAGAUCUGGGGCUUCCUGAUGACGGUGCUGGGCUGGAUCUUCGUGGCUUGCACCAUGGCCAUGGAGGGCUGGAAGAUCACCUCCAUCGGGGGCAUGGGCGGCUCGUCCAUCAUCAAGGUGGCGUGGUACUGGUCCAGCCUGUGGAGGUCCUGCUUCACAGACUCCACGGCCGUCAGUAACUGCUACGACUACCCCGUGCUCUGGUCCGUGGAGGGACACAUCCAGAUCGUGCGCGGCCUGCUGAUGGCGGCGCUCUCCCUGGGCAUGCUGGGCUUCGUGCUCAGCCUGCUGGGCAUGGAGUGCACCUUCAUCGGGGGGAAAGACCCGUCCAAGUACAGGAAGAUCUACGCUGGGGGGUGGUGCCACAUCGUCAGCGGUUUGCUGUCCACAUGUGGGUACGCCGUUUACGCACAGCAUGUCUCAGUAGAAUAUUUCACCCCCGACUUCGACGGACUCACGUACGACCUGGGCACGCCGCUCUUCCUGGGCUGGGUGGGCUCGGCCUUCCAAUCCACCGGCGGGUUCUUCUAUCUGUGGUCGGUGUGCACGCCGCUCUGCGGGGGCCAGACCACGGUGAUCAACAUCAGAGAGCUGCAAGACCCCGAACAGAGCAAGUCCACCACAGCUCUGUCGGCCGUGUCGGAGAUCACAUCGAAGACCAAACUCUCCUCCGUCUCCGAGCUGUCGUCUCGCUCCGACCGCUCCGACGUAUCGGACAUCUCCUCGAAGACGGGGCGCACAUCCAAGUCGGGUCGCUCUUCCAAGAGUGGACGGACCGCCAGAUCAGCGAGGUCUGCAGGGUCCACGUCUGAAUCGGGGUCCGAGUCGCAGUCCGCGCUCUCCUCCAGCGUUUCCACCUUGUCGGAUCUGAGGAGCGGCGGCGGCGGCGGCAGCAGUCGGACGGUGUCGUCACUGUCGGGCAGCUCCAGGAGUGAAACCACUCCCUUCAUCAAAAACUCCUACAUCUAAACAUUUAUUUUGAAAUUUGCCUUUACACUGUUUUGAUUGAAAGUGUUUUUUGUUUCUUGAAUGUGUUUAAACUGGACCUCAAACCAAUGCCUCAUCAAAUGCCAGCACCUGGUCACCUUUUAACAGCAAAUAAAAGUCCGC